This is a messenger RNA of Racocetra fulgida, 184 nucleotides long. The record is from the annotation of a GenBank genome assembly. NCBI's taxonomy places the organism in Eukaryota, Fungi, Glomeromycota, Glomeromycetes, Diversisporales, Gigasporaceae.
GACCACAAAACAAGCUACUACAAAACAUAAGCCGUUUUUCUUUAUUUACAAAAAAGAAGCAAUAUUUCUCUUUAACCUUGAGUUAGACAUUUCUCCUUCAAUAGAAGAACCAUUAAAAGGUCAAAUAUUAUGUUGUUUUGAGAGUCUUUUAGAACAGUUAAAUCUUGUUCAUCAGCAGGCUCAA